AUGGGAAGGCGUGCGCACGGGGCUGUGCUGAACCGGGUCGUGACAAGCUGCGGAUUGACGGCGGAGGCACGCACCUCCCGUCAGGUUAUCUGCCACCAGAGCUCGGCGCCUGACGACGCUGCGGAGGCACGCACCUCCCGUCAGGUUAUCUGCCAGCUGAGCUCGGCGCCUGACGACGCUGCAGAGGCACACACCUCCCGUCAGUUUGCCUGCCACCUGAGCUCGGCGCCUGACGACGCUGCGGAGGCACGCACCUCCCGUCAGGUUAUCUGCCACCUGAGCUCGGCGCCUGACGACGCUGCGGAGGCACGCACCUCCCGUCAGGUUAUCUGCCAGCUGAGCUCGGCGCCUGACGAUGCUGCGGAGGCACGCACCUCCCGUCAGUUUGCCUGCCACCUGAACUCGGCGCCUGGCGAUGCUGCGGAGGCACACACCUCCCGUCAGUUUGCCUGCCAGCUGAGCUCGGCGCCUGGCGAUGCUGCGGAGGCACACACCUACCGUCAGUUUGCCUGCCACCUGAGCUCGGCGCCUGGCGAUGCUGCGGAGGCACGCACCUCCCGUCAGUUUGCCUGCCAGCUGAGCUCGGCGCCUGGCGAUGCUGCGGAGGCACACACCUCCCGUCAGUUUGCCUGCCACCAGAGCUCGGCGCCUGACGAUGCUGCGGAGGCACGCACCUCCCGUCAGUUUGCCUGCCAGCUGAGCUCGGCGCCUGGCGAUGCUGCGGAGGCACACACCUCCCGUCAGUUUGCCUGCUACCUGAACUCGGCGCCUGGCGAUGCUGCGGAGGCACGCACCUCCCGUCAGUUUGCCUGCCAGCUGGGCUCGGCGCCUGACGACGCUGCGGAGGCACGCACCUCCCGUCAGUUUGCCUGCUACCUGAACUCGGCGCCUGGCAAUGCUGCGGAGGCACGCACCUCCCGUCAGUUUGCCUGCCAGCUGAGCUCGGCGCCUGGCGACGCUGCGGAGGCACACACCUCCCGUCAGAUUGCCUGCUACCUGAGCUCGGCGCCGGUGCUGUCUUCCCUGACGGUGCAGGGGGCGUCGCCGCCCACGGGCACCG
Messenger RNA from Pollicipes pollicipes, 1060 nucleotides. RefSeq lists its product as uncharacterized. The annotation marks the transcript as partial. The transcript has a single exon. The record is from RefSeq and is a predicted model, not a curated record. NCBI's taxonomy places the organism in Eukaryota, Metazoa, Arthropoda, Thecostraca, Pollicipedomorpha, Pollicipedidae.